UUCGUCUUCCAAUAGCCUCUCUGCGUUGUAACUCGACUAUGCGGUACUGCUAGCAAUAAGAUUUACGUUAUUUUUGCUUCCGGGAGCAUCUGGGCGAAAAUAAAUCUAGUCUUUCAUCAUCUUACCUCCCUUCAUUUUCAUCUCCAUAGCUACCUACAGUUCCCAUGUUGCUUCUUAUUUCUUGAUACCCCCGGUUUUAUCUCUUUUCUUCAUUCGGAUUCGUCCGUUGAGUUCCUGUAUUAUGGCACCGUUGCUGAAGAGUCCAGUCGAGUCGAGAUUCGAUCUCAAUCAGCUACCUUCGCCACAAGGAGGUGCUUUGCAACAAAAGAAUAUUCUUUAUAUUGAUGCAUACGACUCUUUCUCCAACAAUGUGGUAGCUAUGCUUGAAGAAACCCUCGACGUGAGGGUUACCGUGAUGACCAUCGACUCGGAAUGGCCGCACGGGAACAUGGAGGAAUUUUUACGACACUACGAAGCGGUCGUUCUAGGACCAGGACCGGGAAAUCCAGAAGUCCCUGCAGAUGUGGGCAUUAUGACAGAUGUCUGGGAUCUCGAUGAAAUAGAUCUUCUUCCUGUUCUAGGUAUCUGUAUGGGAUUUCAGAGCUUGUGUCUGCGUCAUGGCUGUCCUAUCAGACGAUUACCUUAUCCGCUUCACGGACAGGUUCGGCAGAUCUCUACUGUAGGAAGAGAUAUCUUUGACAGUAUGCAGGAGGUCGAGGUUACUUUGUAUAAUUCGCUAUACGCUGAAGUGGGCGGAGAUGACGAGGCUGACUCGGCUGUGCCCAAGUCGAACGAGCUUGAUCUCCUCUCCUGGUUGUUCAUUGACACAGACUCAGCCGGGAGUACACGAAUUCCCAUGGCGGUUCGUCAUAAGCAAAAGCCUUUCUGGGGUGUCCAGUUUCAUCCAGAAUCAUGCAAGUCGGAUGGAGCAGCGUGUAGGAGGAUGCUGAAGAAAUGGUGGGAUAUGGCCCUCGAUUUCAACAAAAGAGUUGGACGCGAGACUAGCAGAGAUAUUCCUCAACGACUCAUCAUACCAUCUGAAGACCCCACUUCUCUCCCGGAUGCUGUGUUCACUAUGCUUAAAUGGAGUGCGUCUGCAUCCGGGACUUCUGCAUUUCGGUCCCUGUCGGCUCCAAACGUGACUUCUGAGAAUAUAUGUGAGUUGCUAAAUGCUCCAGGCUCACCAGCUGUUUUGUUUCAAUCAAACGGAAGGUACAGCAUCGUAUCGGCUCCGGGUCCUGGUUCAUGGAGGCUGGAAUACUUUGCUCAAGCUAGAAGGUUAGUGUUGGAAAACCUGGGAUAUGAUUGCAAGGCGAACAGCCUUGUAGAGAACCGUGACCUAAAGGAAACGGUGAUCGAGGAGUCGCUCUCAGUUCCACAACUCUGGGACUGUCUCAGAUAUGUGAUGGAAAUGAAAAAGGUCACUUCUGGAAACGCACCUGUGCCUUUCUGGGGCGGAUUCCUCGGGUAUUUCUCUUACGAAAUGGGACUUGCAUGUCUUUCUCGGCCAAAGACCGCACCGGAACUCUACAGUGAAAAUGAACGUUUGAAUGGACCUAAUGGUGAUGUCUCGAUCGAAGAUCCCGCAGAUACCAGCCUCCUAUGGACCGAAAGAAAUAUCGUCAUCGACAAUGAGACAGGGCAAGUAACCAUACAGUCAAUGCGGGAGGAGGACGACUUGCCGAAUGGGUGGCUCGACCAGAUAUUGCAAUCGUUGACGAGGCUUUUCUGUGACGCUUCCGAGGAGGAUAAAGGUCUGGAUACGGAAGCCUUGGAUUCAAUUUUAAAAGGAAGCGUGCUCAAGUUUCCGGACGAGAAGUUGUAUAUGGAGCAAGUGGAAGCUUGUAAAGUUGAACUCAAGGCCGGAGAAUCAUACGAGCUGUGCCUUACCUGCGAAACGCCGGUCAUUCUGCAGUCCCCUAAGUCGCAUGAUUCCCAGCUACGCUUUCCCUGGGAUCUGUAUAAAAGACUCAAGAAAUAUAACCCAGCAGCUUUCAGUGCCUAUGCAAGGUUGGGAAGGACUAAGAUCGUAAGCAGCAGCCCUGAAUGCUUCCUCAAUUGGGACCGAGAAUCAACGCUGGAGAUGAAGCCGAUGAAAGGCACUGUGAGGAAGUCAAAGGAGAUGACCUUGAAGAAGGCCAGGGAAAUUUUGAGCUCAUCGAAGGAAAUGGCAGAGAAUCUAAUGAUUGCGGAUCUGAUACGUCACGACCUCUACGGUAUCUGCGGUUCAAGACAGGUCCACGUCGAGAAGCUCCUUGAAGUGGAAGACCAUGGACGUGUUUUUCAAAUGAUCACACAUGUCAAGGGGAAAAUAGACCAUCACAGACUGGGGAUCGCAGUGGAGCAUAUGCCACAGCUACAAACUACAAACAUGUCCGUCCACGGACUUACCGCUUUACAGAGGUGUCUUCCCCCAGGUUCAAUGACAGGCGCUCCAAAGGAACGUUCCUGCAUGCAUCUGAGCUCAAUUGAAGGCCGAAAACGCGGGAUCUAUUCUGGCGUCAUGGGCUAUCUUGAUCUUGGUGGUGGUGGAAGCUUUUCUGUGCUUAUACGCACUGCCUUCAGUUGUUCUGGUGAUGAUGAUGAUGAGCAAGUCUGGCGUAUUGGUGCCGGUGGUGCUGUUACAAGUCUCAGCACAGCUGAAGGAGAAUGGGAUGAAAUGUUGACAAAGUUGCGCACUGUCUGCACGAUCUUUCGUCCCUUGGAUUCGAAGAAUGAAUGAGGGGUAGGAGUUGAGAUCCACGACAGGUCUCUGCUCUUUUUCCUUCUGUCCAGUAUAUGAAUAGUAAUGGUCGGAAAUGUUCAACACUGACAUAUUGUUCAUUGGAGUUUUCGAAAAGUUUAGAGGGAGUAUUGGCGUCCGAUUUGCAUGCAUUUCCAGUUAGGAAAUGAGGUUUAUUUCAACAUAGCGUCGGGGUUGGAGCCUGCGAAUGGAUCAUAAAACAAACAUUGAAAGCCCGUGUAGAAGAGCAAUUUCAUUAUUCAACACUUCAGA
This is a messenger RNA of Monascus purpureus, 2995 nucleotides long. The record is from the annotation of a GenBank genome assembly. NCBI's taxonomy places the organism in Eukaryota, Fungi, Ascomycota, Eurotiomycetes, Eurotiales, Aspergillaceae.